AUGUCCGACGAAUACGUGGACUUGCCCGUCUCGGACGAGGAUGACGAGGAGUUCAUGGAUGAUAGUGAGGAGGAGGGUGGUGGUGGAAGCUUGAAGAAAAAGGCCAAGCAGCACGUGGAGCAGCUCAAGCGGCUGCAGCAAAAAGCUAGUAGGUAUUUCAGAGAUCCUGAGUUCUAUAAAUAUUUAGAACAGUUUGAUAAAGAUUUGUUGGGAUUUGAUGAUGAUGAUGAUGAUGAAAUCGAGGAUGACCAGGAAACUGGGGUUGAUGGCGAGGAGGAAUCUGUAUCUAAAGAGGAACUGAAGCAUGUGAAACCUAUUACAAUGGAAAUGGUUGAUUCCUGGUGCGAUGGAGUAGAGAAUGAGAAGAUAGGUUCUAUCCGUUCUAUUAUUCAAGCUUUUCGCAGAGCCUGCCAUUAUGGUGAAGAUCAUGGGGACAAUUCAACUCCGAAGUUCAGCGUCAUGUCUGGUAGCGUACUUGAUAAAGUUAUGCACUUUGUUUUGAAACACAUGGAUAGUGUCCUCCGUCAGUUACUUGGUGCCCCAAGCUUUGGAGGGAAGAAAGAGGCAAUCAGUGAGCUGAUGCUGAUGCUGAUGCUGAGUAAGCCAUGGAAGAGACAUGGUAAUCUUAUGAGGAUCUAUCUUGCCAAUGCGCUUCAUAUGAUAACAGAGAUGACCGAUGAGCAAAUGAUAGCAUUUACUAUACACCGUGUCAGAGCAUCAGCUGUUUUUCUGGCAGCUUUCCCAUCGCUCCUGAGGAAGUAUGUUAAGGCUCUGCUCCAUAUCUGGGCUAGAGGACGAGGUGCAAUGCCUCUUGUUUCUUUUAUGUUCCUUCGAGACUUGUGCAUUCAAGGUAUCUAUAAGGCUUAUUUGGUGAACUGCAAACUGUCCAAAUCUAUCAGUGGAUCAAAACUGCAACACAUUCAAUUCCUUGGAAAUUGUGUCAGAGAAUUGUAUAGUCUGGAUCCACAAAGUGCGUAUCAGCAUGCUUUUGUUUUCAUCCGUCAACUGGGGGUUAUCCUAAGAGGAGUUCUUACUGAAAGGGGGCCAAAGGUGGACAAGAAAACAGUAAAGACACGUGCCUUUCAGGAAGCUUGCAUUUAUUCUGUGGUCGAUGAGCUGGCUAAACAUUUGGCCCAAUGGAGCUACUCCAUUGCCGUCUUUGAGAUGUCCUUUAUUCCACUUGUUCGGCUCCGAAGCUUUUGCAAAACCAUUAAAGCUGACAAAUUUAGGAAAGAGAUGAAGGAUCUUAUCAAUCAGUGUGUGGGGGCUGAGUCCUCAACCUUCUCACGGAGGUUAUCAGAAGCGCAGAAGCAACAGGAUGAGCAGGACAAUGACGAAGGCACUAUUGCUUUCAGUAAGAACUGGUUGGCUGAAAAUAAGAAACCCAAGUAUGUUCUUCCUUCCCUCUUUUUCCCAUUUUUACUUGCUGUGGAAAACACAUUAUCAUACCAUUGUUCGGUGCGCAGAACCCCAAAGGAGAAUAAAAAGCGACCCCGAGAGGAUGAUGAUGUUGCUGCCGAGGAGGAUCGGGUUGAGGAUUUGGUCUUGAGCUCAGAUGAAGAGGAUGGCAACAAUCAGGAACCAGAGGAUGGUUUCGUUCCGGUUGAGUUGGGCGUGUUCGGCUGA
This is a messenger RNA of Miscanthus lutarioriparius, 1626 nucleotides long. NCBI's taxonomy places the organism in Eukaryota, Viridiplantae, Streptophyta, Magnoliopsida, Poales, Poaceae. The record is from the annotation of a GenBank genome assembly.